This is a messenger RNA of Rubroshorea leprosula, 689 nucleotides long. NCBI's taxonomy places the organism in Eukaryota, Viridiplantae, Streptophyta, Magnoliopsida, Malvales, Dipterocarpaceae. The record is from the annotation of a GenBank genome assembly.
UAGGGUUAUGGGGCAUUUGUCCCAUAUCAUACUUGUGCGAGUGAGUUAGAUAGAUCGAUAAUUAACAUGGCACAAUAUGACGGUGCCCUUGCCAACUCAAAACGUCAUGUGUUGUGGGAAACCGCCGUCUCCCUUGGCGGUUCCUUGACCAUCAUCGACGAACGCACUGGGAAGAAGUACCAGGUUCCCGUCUCCACAGAAGGCACCGUUAAAGCGGGUGAUUUGAGGAAGAUGGGCAACAAGGGUGCUUCCAUUCGUUUUGAAGCUCCCGAUUUGAAGCCAAACAUUGUUACAUUCUCGGCGCUGCCUCAUCCUGAUGUCAAGCCAAUGGCAUAUGCAAACAACUUUCUUCGGCUGUUCCAAUAACUUACAUAUUUGUCUUGAAUGAUCUAUCUUCUAUGGUUUGGGGGAUACAAAAGCUCAACUGCUGAACAGAAGUUCAGGCAUUUCGUCCAUUGUUGAAAUUUUCCUUUGAUGUCAAUCAGAAAGGAAGCUGUUGGUGCCUUGUAAAAUGUAUGACCCCUUUUCUCUCUGUGUCUAUAACAUUUGUUCCUAUUUAUCCGAACAAUAAAUUUGUUGCGUUUCUAUGUUCGGUAUGCAUUAUUCUUGCUUAAGUUUUAUAUUGCUGCUGCUUUGAUGGUGAGGGAUAGAAAUCGUGUCCCCGUUUCUAAUAAAGCUCACGAUGCUCC